UCCAAAAAUAUCCUUCUUCUCCCCUUCGUCCUUCUCUCUUAUCUGGAAUCGAUAGCUAGGUAAAGCGCUAGCUAGCUCGACUACCUACUUAUCUCUUCAAGACAAGUUCGGCUUUCGAGACUACGAGAAUGGCCGACCUCAACCUCCAAGAGAUCCGCGAUACUCUGGUGGUGGUGGCCCACGAGGCUGGCCGCAUGAUUCUGUCCGCCAAUCCGACCGAUAUUUCCCAGGGGACGAAGCUCAACUCUACCGACAUCGUGACCGAGACCGACAAAGCCGUCGAGGACCACGUCUCCAAGCGCCUCUCGGAAGCGUACCCCAGCUUCGCCUUCGUGGGCGAGGAGACGUACAAGCCGGGCGUGCAGGUUACCGCCGCGCCAACCUUCAUCGUCGACCCCAUCGACGGCACCAACAACUUCGUCCAUGCCUUCCCCCACGCCUGCAUCUCCCUUGGCUUCGCUGUCGACCAUGUCCCGACGAUCGGCGUUGUCUACAACCCCUACCUCGACCAGCUAUACUCCGCCAUCCGGGGACAGGGCGCCUACCUGACUGAGGGAGCCAUCUGGGGGCUUGAAGGAGGCCAGGGCCGCCGCACCAAGCUGCCUUUCUCGAAGCACCCGCCGGCCCUCGCAGGCCUCGACACCACCCUUGUGGCCAUUGAAUGGGGCGCCGCCCGUGACGGCCCCAACUUCGAGCUCAAGACCGAGGUCUUCAAGCGCCUCGCAGCAAGCAAGGAGAAUGGUGGUUCCAUAGUCCACGGCUUCCGCAGCCUUGGGAGCGCCGCCCUGAACCUGUGCGCCGUCGCUGCCGGCCAGUUAGAUAUCUACUGGGAGGGCGGCUGCUGGGCGUGGGAUGUGUGUGCUGGUUGGGCCAUCCUCGCCGAGGCCGGCGGAAUCAUGGCCGGUGGUAACCCCGGCGUCUGGAACCCCCGGGUCGACGACCGUAAGUACCUCGCCGUACGCGGCGCCCCCAGCGGACAGAAGGAGAUUGUCGAAGAGUUCUGGAAGGUCAUCGGAGAUAAGAAAUUGGAUUACGAUAGUUGAAGGCGCAAGGGAUUGGGGUGAGAAUAGAGAGAGUGGAGCUGCCUAUGAACUAGGUAGUUGAUGGCACAGGCCGAAGGGUUACCUAUCUACACAGGGCAGCUGAAGUAGGGCAAAGCGGCAGAGGGAUAGACUAUUGACUCAGGGAGCUCUGAU
Messenger RNA from Durotheca rogersii, 1196 nucleotides. RefSeq names its product inositol monophosphatase. Bases 129 to 1043 code for a protein of 304 amino acids. Gene Ontology annotation, molecular function: inositol monophosphate 1-phosphatase activity. The record is from RefSeq and is a predicted model, not a curated record. Lineage: Eukaryota; Fungi; Ascomycota; Sordariomycetes; Xylariales; Xylariaceae. The transcript has 3 exons. Gene Ontology annotation, biological process: signal transduction; inositol metabolic process; phosphatidylinositol phosphate biosynthetic process.